AUGUCCUCAACUGCCACUCUCACGGCGCGUCAGGGUAAACCUGCUCCCUCCGGCGUCCCGAAUCAAACGCUAUACUGUACCAAUCUUCCAGACAAGCUACACAAAUAUGACCUACGCCUCUCACUCUAUACCCUCUUUUCCACCUACGGGACCGUUCUAGAUGUGGUGGCCAUGAAGACCAAGAAGAUGCGCGGGCAGGCUCAUAUCGUGUUCAAGGAUGUCCAGGCCAGUACGCAAGCAAUGCGUGCGCUUCAGGGGUUCGAAUUUUUUGGCAAACAGAUGAAAAUUGUUUAUGCGAAGGGCACUUCGGAUGUGAUUGCCAGGCUUCGCGGGACAUACAGUCUGGCACCAUCUGGAGCGCAAUCCGGAGCCACCUCCUCCGAUCUCCAGAAGUCGAUCUUCAGCGGACCUCCCGGGUCAGCGGCGCUACCGCCGAAACCUACCGGGGAGGUCAACGGCGAACCCCAGGCAACGCAAGGAGUCAAACGGCCUCGCGAGGAGGAGAGCGAUGGGGGAGAAGCGCCGAUGGAUGAGGACAGCGAUGUCCCGAUGGAAGCCUCAUCGGAUGAAGACUAG
Messenger RNA from Aspergillus affinis, 576 nucleotides. Its product is annotated as U2 snRNP complex subunit MSL1. NCBI's taxonomy places the organism in Eukaryota, Fungi, Ascomycota, Eurotiomycetes, Eurotiales, Aspergillaceae. Gene Ontology annotation, cellular component: U12-type spliceosomal complex. The record is from RefSeq and is a predicted model, not a curated record. The transcript has 3 exons. Bases 1 to 576 code for a protein of 191 amino acids. Gene Ontology annotation, molecular function: pre-mRNA intronic binding; U12 snRNA binding. Gene Ontology annotation, biological process: mRNA splicing, via spliceosome.